AUGGCCGCGCAACCACCCGCACCUAAGAGUGGGCUGUCUUUAUACGCGAAUCUCCUCGACCCCUCGGAAACUCCCUCUACUCCUGGCACCAUCUCUCGUGCACCAGUAGUGUUCAAGCAAGCUACUGGCGGUGAUUCUCAACAACAUGAUGAUGCAGCUUCCAGAAAGCAGCAGAUAAGUGCUGCCUCUCUACGAUUUCAACCUACGAAAAGGCCCCAACUGCCUUCUCAGAAACUUAAAACAAAACCUGGAAUACCUAAACCACCUGUUAUUCCUGCUGCUGCUGCCCCAAGUCAAGGCACUGCUCCCACUCCAGCACCAAGCGCUGCUCGCCCUCCGGUAAAAAACACCCUUGCAGACUGGGCUGCGACGGCAGAUGAUGACGACGUGAAUGGGUUUUUUGGAGAAAAACGACAACGGGGUGGUCGGAAGAAACGGAAGAAGAACCGCGAGGCGGAGGUGCUUCAUAACUGGGACGAUAUCUAUGACCCUUCCCGCCCAAAUAACUAUGAUCAGUAUAAACACAGUGACGAGAAAAUUAGGGAAGUGAGAGAAUGGAAGGAUCGCCUAUAUGCCCACCGCAUCGCCAGAAGGGCUAGCAGCGAUAUGGAAAGUGAUGAUGAAUACCAAAACCAGCCCAUGAACAUGAAAUUUGCACCUCCAAAACAGUUUGCUCCACCCUCUAACCUCAAUGAUAUACCUCGCGAGCCCUCUCCGUCCAACUCACCCGCCACGGAGGCUACCCCCGUUCCAUGCGCUCCGCUCCCUGACGACCAGACCGGAGAGGAUGCUUUUGCACGACGCCUUCGAAUGAGUCAAAGCGCCGCCCCUGUAGCAAGUACAGUAAUUGAGCAACCCUCCUUCGCACCUCCUCCACCUCCACCUCCGCCUCAAGAUGAUAUCCCUCCAGAACCUACUACGGCCAAAGACGUAUACUCCGCAGCGACUAUUUCGCGUGCACCUGUUCGAUACACGUUACCACCUCCCCCAGAAGAUAUACCUGCAACUGAAGAGGAGCUCGAAGCUGCAUUCGCUGAAGAAACGGAGGAUGUGCCAAGUGAAGACGGCCCGCGCUCACUACGACCGGGCCAAAAAGGUUUCGCUGAAAGAUUGUUAGCAAAAUAUGGGUGGACCAAGGGAUCUGGCUUAGGUGCCAGUGGAACUGGAAUAGUUAAUGCGUUGCAAGUAAAGGUUGAAAAACAAAAGAAGAGACCGGACUCUGAAGGUGGGGGGUUCGUAACGCCAGCAGGACGGGGGAAGAUAAUCGGUGGACGUCAAGCGAAGCAGGAAGAGGAAGGCAAGUUUGGCGCCAUGAGCGAUGUUGUUGUAUUGCAUGGGAUGGUGGAUGGGAUGGACCUCGAUGCAGAACUAGAGGGCGGAGUGGAUGGAGGCCUGAUACAGGAAAUUGGCGAAGAAUGCGGUGAAAAGUAUGGGAGAGUUGAAAGGGUGUUUAUUGACCGAAACACCGAAGGUCAGGUGCCUGUUUUUGUGAAAUUCACCAACCAGCUGUCUGCAUUGAGGGCCGUGAAUGCCCUCGAGGGCCGCAUAUUUAAUGGAAACGCAAUUAUGGCCCGCUUUUUCAACUCUGAAAAGUUUGAGAAAGGGAUCUACAAGUGA
This is a messenger RNA of Ophidiomyces ophidiicola, 1617 nucleotides long. RefSeq lists its product as uncharacterized. The coding region runs from base 1 to 1617 and encodes 538 amino acids. NCBI's taxonomy places the organism in Eukaryota, Fungi, Ascomycota, Eurotiomycetes, Onygenales, Onygenaceae. The transcript has 5 exons. Gene Ontology annotation, molecular function: nucleic acid binding. Gene Ontology annotation, cellular component: precatalytic spliceosome. Gene Ontology annotation, biological process: mRNA cis splicing, via spliceosome. The record is from RefSeq and is a predicted model, not a curated record.